Toxoplasma gondii ME49 is the source of this 9052-nucleotide messenger RNA. RefSeq lists its product as hypothetical. The record is from RefSeq and is a predicted model, not a curated record. Lineage: Eukaryota; Apicomplexa; Conoidasida; Eucoccidiorida; Sarcocystidae. Bases 1185 to 7844 code for a protein of 2219 amino acids. The transcript is spliced from 5 exons.
UCCACCAAGAGCGACGGGGAGAGCCGUGGCAUUCUGUUGAGAGCUCGUUUUUUCGCCUGUCGCGCCAGUGUUCGUUUCCGUCUGGAGUGUGUCAUUUCGAGAGCCGGCGGCAGCCGAUCCGCAGAUCUUCUUCCCCCGUUGACGCGUCCGUGCCGGUCUGCGCUCGCGGUCUCCUUCUGCGUUGUUUUGCUUGUUUGCUUGAGGGGACGGACGGCGCCCAGAAUCGACAGUCGAGAGCAAAUCGCGCGAAACGGAUUAGCGUGGAACUCGGAGUGAUGCUGGGGUUUUAGCCUCAGAAACUCAGCCGGGACAAAGCUCGACAGGAUUUAUGCCAUGCGUGCCCUUUUCCGCGACGAGAGAGGGGUGGGGUUUUCCAUGCAAGGAACGUGCACAACGGGCGCUCGACGAACGUACGGUUUCACACUCGUUUCGGGAAACCCUGCUUUUCCCACUUUCUCGAUUUUCGUUGGCCACCCGGAAAAACGGACAUCGCGUGCGAGAGUCUCGCCUCGGUAGCCCGCUUUUUUUCAUAGCGGUUCGCGUGUCGAGCUGCGGGCGUCAACUCAACUGACUCGGUCGAUAUUAACCUGCAACUGCGCGCGUACCGUCGAUUUUCUUCCGGUAGACACUGGGGAAUUCCAAUUCGCCUUCGUUUCGAGCCGCACACCCAAUCAGCACAGCCGUUCUCUGGUGUGCUUUUUCCCGUGUGCCGCGGCGGAUUUCGAAUCCUGGCGCCUUAUGAUAUCAGAUGGGCGUCGCGAUUUUCUCCGAGAAAAAUGGCGUGUCUACUCACCGUUCGACGCGGUGAUCUCGUCGACUUCUCCGGUAUAUGUUUGAGCAGCGGCAAGUCCCUUCCACGUCCUAUUCCACGCCUGACAGAGUGUAACGGUGUGUGUGCCAGCUAAGUCCCGCUCACAGGGUGCCAAAGAGUUCGCACGUGUCUGUACACCGCGAAACCCGACGGCAGUCGAGGACGUUCCCCGUGUGCCAACCUCAGUUCUGUUCCAGCUGCGCGCGCUCUUGCGCCUGGUGGAGCAACAUUCUUUUUUUGUUGACUUUUCCUUCAACUGCCCUCACCGUUCGCGCCUCGACUGCGGAGCCGCAGUACCUGACAGGCGCGAGUGCACGCUGACGCAAACGACGAAAUCUGUUGGUGCCAGUCGGCGGGAAUCGUGCACACGCCGAUGCAGGCUCAAACCCACUGUCCGGCGUCUUCGCCGCAAAAUCGAGCGGCGGGAAACGAUGGGGUUUCGCGCCGGUCGCGCGUCGCGCUGCCACUGCUGCAGGCGCCUAAUUUCCAGUUUUCUUCGUCGUCGCCGCCAGCCCCUCAAGUCACCGCCACCUCCGUUGGCUCCUCGAAGUCCCGCAGGACGAAAAUCACCUCGCCGCGUCCGCCCACUUUGCUGUCUCACCACCGGGGGCAUCGCGGCGGGCUCAAGUCGCGGAGCUGCCGCGAGGAAAUUGCUCGGUGGGAGAAGCGCACCGGCGACGGCGUGCGACGGUUUCUGAACCUCCGAGACCGAGGCAGAGGAGACGAGGGAGGUGUCCUCCAUGGCGGCGAUCGCGGACCAGGCGAUCUGCGGGCGCUCCACAGUUCUGGGCGGCGUGGUGGCUCGGCCCAGCGAAGAAACGCAAGUUGUCCGUGUCUGGUUCCGUCUCUCUGGGCGCUCGACUCCCGCCGGCCCUCGCCUCUGACGCUUCCGCAACCACCGCCACCAGCGUUGGUGCCGGCUCCGAAACUGACCAGCUCGCGGUUCUUCCCCGACACCGCGGGCCGGUUCUCUCCUGCGCUGCGGAGUCCGAGUCGGACGCGGCUGAACAGGCACAAGUACCGGGAAAAGACGCCUGCAGUCGAGAGCGCUAUCUGCUACACGCUGUCGGACUACCUCUCGCGUUUCUUCUCCGUGGCAAGGAAGCCAAACUUCUCGCUGCUCUCGAUUCUUCUGGAGCCGCUGUCAGACGUCCUGCUCAAGUGGACAAUGACUCCAGCCGGAGAUAUGCAGCGGUGUCGGUUCCCCGAGGUGCUGCGGGUGUAUCGGCACCGCGCGCUUCUCUUCGUGCUUCUCGCCCUGGUCGCGGGAUUCUUCCAUGCCUCCUGGAAAGCUGCUGCCGUCUGUCUCACCUUCAGCCUCUUUUGGGUCUUCGGUGUCGGCGCGGCGAUGUGCUGCUCGAAGAGCCUCAAGUGGAUCUCAAAUUUGCUAACUGGCUUCUUCGGCGUUCUCCUGGUGUCUACGCACCCGCUCCUGGUGCCGAUCCGGGAGUCGCUUCCUUUCCCCGAGUCCGUGCACAUCUUUGUUUCCUCCGGGCUUCUUCUCGUUCUGCCGCAAACUGAUCAGUGGGUGCUGCCGACGCACACGCGUCUCCUCUGUCACCUCGCCUCGACUCUUGUGUACGUCUUCUUCUCCGUCGCUUCCUCACCGUCUCCCGCCUCUCCGCCUUCAGUCUUCCCGUCGUUCCUCGCGCCCUUGGUCGACUCGACCGUCUUCCCCUUCUCCCUGUUUGCGACCUCCGCCUCCCUGUUCUCUCCGGUCGUCCUCGGCGCGGUGUUCUGGUGGAGCUUCCACCUGCUUUUCUUUUGCGCCGACGUGUUUCUCUCCGAGCUCUUCGCCCUGGCAUGCAUGCAGGAAGCCGAGGAGGCGUCGAAUUUCAUGCUGGAGCAACUGUUCAAGUGCUGGUCCCCUGGAGGCAUCAACGUCGUCGCCUUGACCGACAGACACAGACAGUGCACGUGGAUUUCUCGUGACGCGAGUCGUGUCUUUCAGCGAACGUUUCUCACCAAAGACACGUUGACUCAGCAGGGCGAGGACCCUCAUCGCCCGAUAGAGAGCAGGUUGGAGAAUGGGGGCGGCGACGCCUCCAUGGUCUCGCGUGACUGCUCGCCCUUCCCUUCCUACUCGUCUGUAGAGAGCACUCCACACGCAAGUGUCUUCUCCGAUGUCUCGCCUUCCUUCAGGAUGACGACGACGAUCGCCGGCGCGCCUCGCCAAGGCACAGGGUCGCCGAGAAGCGUCGAGGAGUCAGAAGCCCCGACCGUGGGAGACACCGCGAGUGCUAAGCGAGACAGUCCUUCGUCGGUCGGGGAAGGCAAGGCGUCGUGGACGGGGCUUUCGCCUUCCUCGCUCUUUUCAUUCGGUGCGUGCACCGAGGCCCUGCGAGGCGCGCGGAGGCUUUUGUUUCGUUCGCAGGAGGCCUUGAUGUCCCGUGGCUUCUUCAAGCCGCUCUCUCGGGGGGUUGCGCGGCAAGAGAAACGCGAAAAGUCGCUCUCGGCUCUCGCCCGCCCUGAGGAGAAGGAAGACGCGGCGUUAAUCGGCCUGCCUCUCGACUCAUGGGUCCACCCGGAGGAUCGCGCGGUGUUUGCGCGAGCGUUCCAGAGAGCAGACAAGCUCUUUGAGGAGGAGAACGAGGCGCCGUCUGCGGAGGCGUCGCCUGCGGGGUCUCGUCGACGCCUGACGUUCGAGUGUUCGAAUAGGAUGGCACGAGGACGCGACGACUUCGGGGACGCCCAAGAUGACGACGGUCGAUGCAUCGUUCGAGUCCUCUGUCCUCAGGCUCGAGAAGCAGCACAUCUGCCAGAAAGGCCUGUGCGUGAAGCCUCCGGGGGACACGGUUGCGCGUUUGAUGAGGCGUCUGCCUUCUCUCCGUGCUUUGUCUCGGACGCGGUGUCACCCUCUUCUUCGUCUCCUUCUUCCUCAUCCAGAGCGUCACAAGUCGUCUCGUCGCUCUGCAAAGACGAAGAGCUCCGCUGUUUGUCAGACUCCGAUUACACCUACUACGAGGUCCUUGUCACGCCUUGUCGUUACCCUUGGUCCUCUAGCCGCAUUCGCCUCACCAGAUACAACGUGUCUUUCUACAACAUCGACGAACGAGUGCGGCUGCAGAAGCAACUCGAAUCUCUCGUCCUCGCCAUGUCGGAGACCCUGGGGAUCGCGGCCUGGGCGUUCGACACCCACGCUAUACAUACAGCUGAGAAACGCACGCAGCAGCGCGAACGCGCGAUUUCGAAACGUACUGGCGGAGAACUGGGCUGUUACGGGGACUUCGCAGGCGAGAGAGAAGGCGUCGACAGGUUUGGGGUGUCUCUUCGAUCUGCGAAGAACGCGACAAGUUCCCAAGGAAAGGGCGUCGCAGGAACUCCCGGUGCGUCGCCGCCUAACAUCCAGGGCGCGUCUUUCGAGGAACGAAGCGGGCAGCGUUCGAGGACUGGGGUGACUGGCACUCGCGGGAAAACCGCCGAAGGCCGAGGAUUGUUUUUGGCUGCUCCUUCGUUCCUGCAUUCAAAGCCCGAGUCUUCUUGUCCCGAGACGCCGUGUCAGUUGCCGUCGGUGAGUCGCCCAUCCGGAGGAAUCACCCCUUACCUCUCCUCGUCUUCGUCGUUCUGCUCUGCCGCCUCUCCGUCGCGAGCAGGCGCGCCAUGUAUCCCCGGAUACGGAUCGCCCAGCCGCUACUCGUACAUCUUCACGGAACAGGCUUACAAAAAGAUGACGGGACGCGAGAUCCGAUCUGGGGAGCAGACGCGACUCUUCCACGCAGACUCUGCGCUUUGGGCGCGACACCGAUCCCGGCAGCAGCGUGAAAUGGAGACAACUGGGCGCCUCAGUCGAAACGGUCUGUCGCCACUCUUCGAGGGUUCCACGGUCGAGGAGGAACGGACGAGUGACCAGGCGCAGAGAGCACGCGGCGACUCCAGAGGAGACCGACAGCCGAGAGACGAAGAACGCCGGACGCUGGGCGUUGGAUGGACCGAAGCCACAGGACGAAAACGAAGCGGAGACGAGUCAGAGAGAGAGGCAGAAGAAGAGAGAGUGGACGAAGAGCAGCGAGCGGAUGAAGAGGAAAUAAAGGAAGAAGAUGAAGCAGAUGAGGAGAGGGAGAGAAGAAGGAGAGAGGAAGAGGACGGGGUGGGAGAGAAAGAAGAGAGACUCCACGAUGACGACUAUGAAGCCGCGCUUCGAGGCACUUGGCUCCAGUACUUCAUGGAACCUGGACGGGAUCAGCUGGUGGAGGCGCUCAGGAAACUCUUCGACGAGAGAAGACCCUUCAAGUUGGAGCUUCCCUAUGAACGUGCAGACGGACAGGUUCGAUGGUUCAAGGUUGCAGGCUACGCGUCUUCGAGCGAUUCUUCCCUCUUCUGGGGUUUGAUUCAAGACGCAACAACAGACCGAACUCAACUCAAUGAGCAGGAGCGGAGACGCGCGCUGCUCACGCUUCUGACGGAGUGCCAGUUCGAUGGAUGGGGGGUCGUUGACAUCCGUGAACUUGGGCAAAUCGUGGAGGCGUCGCCGUCUCUGAAUUCUCUCCUCAAUCGCGAGGUGAAAGGACUGCACUACUCCAUCGUCAUUCCUCCUGCUGUAGUGCCUCAACUCGAGGCUGACGGCUUCUGCAUCGACCACGCCGUGGUGCUCUUUGGCGGCGCAUGCAUCCACGAAAAAGCGUCGAGAGACAGCCAGGCGAGAGACCCCACAGACCGACAGCCCAGCGGAAACCCAGCAGGCCCCCGGGACAACGGAGACAGAGAGAGACACGCCUGUCAAGGAGCUUGUCCGUGUGUCCAGCAGCUGAACAAGAGCAAAGUGAUGGCGUUGACGGCAGUGGCAGAUCCGUCGGAUCCGAGCAUCGCGGUGUUCGGUCUGCGGGAUUUGCAUGUGACUUUUCAGGAGGCAGUGGCGAACCGAGCAGUGCAGCCUCCUGUCGUGUGGCCGCCCUCAAGUUCGCAGCUGCCCCCUGGCGCGUCUCUCCCCUCCUCGCCUCCCGAGUCCGUCUGGCGUCACUCGUCGCCUGAGUCGCUCUAUCCUGCCCUCACUCUCGACGCUCGAGAGCGAGACAGCGAACAAGGAGCGGAAGCGCGGGAAGCGCGAAGAGCAAAAAACGAGAACAGAGAAGACCGAGAACAGGACGCGCAACGAGCGAGAGAAGGCGGGAGGCGGGAGGACCGUGAUCAAGUGCAGACUGAACAAGGAAAAGGCAGGGACAGGGAGAACCUUGGUCACGCGAAGAAAGAAGCGACAAACCGAGUGGGUCUGGGUCGAGAAGAAAUCAGUGAAGAGAAGACAGGUCUCAUGACAAGCGAGAUACUUGAGUUGACGAAGAAGUUGGAGCAGGAACGCGACACUCGUCGAGCUGAGAGCGCGUCUGCUCGGGAGCGGGUCGAGGCUCGAACAUGUUCUUUUUCGUCGGCAGACGAAGGGGAAGACGCGCAAAUAGUCGAGCGAGGAACCGAUGAGAAGGAACCAGAGAACUGCCUCCAAAUCGACGCAAAGAUGCGCCCAAAGGAUGUCUCCCUUUCAGCUGUAUGUCCAGGCUCCGAGGGCCGUGGUACAGCCGAAGAAGGUGACCAUGCCGAGGCAUUGUUCACCCGGCGCGACAAGGCGCCAGUCCCCGAUCCGACGCAAGGAAAGAAAGAGUUCUCUUUCCACGACAACGACGCGAGUGUGCCCUCGUCCUAUACGCGCUCGUCGCCGUCGAGCGCAACCAAGAAGAAUGCAGAACCGGAUGAGCUGCGCGAACUGAAUCGUCGCUCGUCUUCUCCCUCUUCUUCUCUCCAGUACCUCGCCUCGCUGUCGUCGGCUGCGGAGGUCGUAUCCUCUCCGAUGUUGACGCGCACCGCGGCUCUGCGGCGAAUCUCCUCUCUCUCGUUCUCUGCCAGCUCCUCCUUCUCCUCCUGCUCUCCGGAGAAGCAGAGCGCGCGAACACUGAGAAGCCGGGGAGGCGCGUUGUCCUGCGUGGAGGCGUCGCGACGCGUCUGCCUCUCUGCGUCCGUCGAUGGAAGACGAGAAGACGGUGGAGCGAAACCAGGCCCAGAGUCGCAGAGAGGCGCGUCUCGCACGCGCGACAGAGACAGCCUCUCCGUCUUCUCUCUCCCGCCUCUCGCCUUUUGCCGCAGAGACGCCGCGUCGCUCUUGCUGGGUGUCCAUGUCUCCAGAUGUUCCACUCCUGCAGAGGCCGAGCCGCGAGCCACAAAGGAGAGGGGAGACUUGACGGAGACAGGCCGCCUUCGUGGAGACGCAGAAAGCUCGCGAGGUGGGGACGCUUGCGGGAAUUCGCGAGGAGGGAGGCAGCAGCAGAGGUCGUCGGGAGAAGAGAAGACGAGCUCGAUUAAGGACGAGACGGGGGGGAGAGAAAAUGUUCAGGAGAGGAGACGCAUCGGAGGCGGAGACCCAGUAGAAACCGAAACGCUUGAGGGACUUCACGCGCUCGCGGCUGCUCUGGAAGAGGAUUCGGCUUUCCAGUCUCAACGGGUCAGGUGCACAGGCGCCCUGGAAGUGGGGAGCGAAGACAUGGGACGAAUGUCUCGGGUGUAUGGACAGCGCUGUGCCGAUCCCAGUGACAGGAGGAAAGCACAAGACUGUUUUUUUCCACAGGAAACAGUACGCAUGCAGGAGCCACGCUGUUCUUCUGGGAAGCCGACUGUUUCACGGGGAGGUGCCGACGCAUGUGAGGCGCUUGUUGCGACUUUCGCCAGUCCGAAGGAGAAGCAGAAUCCGUUUCUCUCCCCUUCAGACGCGGCGGGAGGCGACAGCCGUUUCGAUCUGCGACCCACUCUCUCUGCUGGUUGCAAUUCAGAGAAGCCUGCGCCCCGACCUCGGGGUACUCCCCAGGUGUACAGCCACCGAAAACGCACGUCGGGAGGAGGCGACGCUGAGCUGUCGCGCGAGAAAAGCCAAGGCCUCGAGGCGGCUGUGCCUGAGAAUGCAGGAGAAACAAACGAAGAGUCGCGAGGCUUCUCACCACCUGUCAAGCGACUUUUGGUCGAGAGGAGGCAGUACCACAAACUUGUACAUCCUGCUGCAUGCGGGAGCGCGGACGGUAUGGACACAGGCUCCUCGCCUCCAGAGAGUCUUUUGUAGAAAAGACAAAUGGCUUUUCAAGGUGUUUGCACAACGCGGCUCUUCCGGACGCAAAGCCGUUCCACACAGUCGACUUCUGCCCCGGACAGAAACCGAUUUUCAUCGCACAAAGGGCAACAGAACGUUUGCAAGGAUGUCGGCUGCCACUGUGAACACACUGAAAACGUCGCAAUGGUGCACAUAUGUAUAUCUGGACAUAUGUUUAUAUGUGAGUCUGUGUAAAUGCAUAUCCAUAUAUAUAUAUAUAUAUAUAUAUAUAUAUAUAUAUAUCUGAAUAUGAUAUCAGUGUGUUUGUAUAGCUCCACUCCAUAUAUGUAUAUAUAUAUAUAUAUAUAUAUACAUGUAUAUUUAUAUGUAUAUUUAUCUGUAUAUAUGCCUAUAUUUGUAUAUGCAUGUAUAUGUGUGUACAUGCGUUGGUGUGUGUAAGUGGUUUCGUGGGAAAGUGUGUGUGAUUUGUAUGUGGCUUUCUGGAAAGACGUGGGGGAUUUGCUUGUGUGUGUCCAGCAUGCGCGGACUGUAGCUUGAGGCGUUUUUAAAAAAGUUUUCGCGGAUUUUUUUGCCUCAGAAAAAGGCUUUCUCUGCCUUAUUGCUCUCUCUGUCGCAGGAGAAGCGUCUGUCCUUUCUCCCUUCGUAUUGCCGGUUCCAUUCGUGUCUCUUUCGCUGUCGGCGUCUUUUCGGGGGGUUUCUGUCCUCUCAUCUUUUCUCUCCUCGUCUUUCUUGGGUCCUCCUGUUUCCUCUGCUUUCUUUCCCCUGCAUAUUCUGUCUCCUGUCCUCUUCCUUCGUGUUUUCUUUGGAAGAGGCAAACGCUGUUUUCAGUCGUGCGAUGCCGCCGACAGAGCAAAGGGAACGGGGAAAAAUGCGACUUUUUCUCGACUUCUCUUGUGGCGUCCCAGAGAUCUGUCCUACGGAGAGCGAGCGUUUUGUCAUGGAAAGGUCUUUACAUUUUUGAGACUAAAGGGAGAGGUUUUGUCGCUCCUGUCUGGGAGUAAUCUCUCAUUCGAUCAAUUCUGUAUACUGUUUUUUCAGGAAACUGUCUCGCUUCGUUCGUUUGGAAACAGUCUCGGUUCUGCAUUUUCUUCUGUGUCAUGGGGUAGGCGAGUGCUGCUCUUGCAGGAAAGCCUUCUCGUGUGUAUUGCCUCCAUGCAGCAAAUCGUUUUUCAAGACCAAGAAAAACAUCAAUUUCCUCUUUCAAUUGUGUCCAGUGCCCG